This is a messenger RNA of Closterium sp. NIES-65, 624 nucleotides long. NCBI's taxonomy places the organism in Eukaryota, Viridiplantae, Streptophyta, Zygnematophyceae, Desmidiales, Closteriaceae. The record is from the annotation of a GenBank genome assembly.
AUGUGGGACACCAACAAGGUGUUCCGCAAGAGGAACGUGCACGCCGCUCGAGCAGGAGGGGCCCAGGAGCUGGCCAUCGAAGGCACGCCGCGGGCCGAGAUCGCGGAGCUGGGUCACUGGGCGCUCGACAAGAUGACGCGAGCGUACAUCACCGCCAUUCCGGUGGGGGUGGUGAUGAUGAAGACCGGUUACUCUGGUUACAAGCAGGACUACUUCUUGGGUCGGAGUGGGGUGCCGCCCUCCGAGAAGCUCUUGAAGCUCAUCGCCGAGCACAUCUUCCCCGCCGUUGACGCCAUGCUGAAGAAGGCGGAACAUCUCGCUGCCAAGGGGUCCGACGCCGACAAAGCCACCGUGCACUUCUGGCGUACCCUUCAGAUGCUGCGCUGCAUCGUCGCUGAGGACCUAGCGUACUACAACAUGUCCCUCAAGGAGACGCUGAAGUACGAGAUUGAGCGCUCUGCCAACAAGAAGAUUGACUUCCAGAAGGAGGUCGAGAAGCACGACGGCACCAUCGCGUCGCUCACCGCCGAGAUAACCCGUCUCAUCGAGGCACUCCGUGUGUCAGAAGCACGGAGAGUGCCGGAGUCUCCGCUGUCAAACAUUGUAUAUGUUUCUGUUUUGUAG